CACAUCGUCCGCACCGCACUCAAUCGCAGCACACCAUAGGCCACUAUGACCCGUACUGAGCGUUCGACCUCGCUUCGUGCGAUCAUGAAGGACCGCUCCCAACCCCGCAAUGCCAUGGGCCAAGAGCUCAAGAAGGAUGGCGCGGGGCCGCAUAAUUGGGGCGCGCUUCGGUACGAGCAGGAGCUCGAGGAGGACGCUCAAUUCGACGGGGAGCGUGAAUAUGACGGGGAGGAGGCUCCAGUCCCUCGCGAGGAAGGCACGACCUCUGCCCGCAGGCCGUCGGUCACGCUGACCGAAGAGGAGAAAAGGCGUGCGGCCGAGAUCCGCAAGAAUGCCCUUAGGUCUCCAGAUGUGGACCUUGCCGCCAUCGCGCGCUCUUCUCACGCCGUAUCUCACUCCCAGGACGAGCAGCCCACUCCCGUCACCGGUGUCUCGACCGGUACCAAGAACUCCCCUUAAGUUAUUGGGACCAAAGAUAGAGCCAGUAAUUGUAUAAUAGGAACUUGCGCUAGUCACGAAUGACGCUAUGUAACACCCCAUGUACUUGUACACUACAAACUUAACAACGCGUUUGAAGG
Molecule: messenger RNA, 578 nt
Organism: Phanerochaete carnosa HHB-10118-sp
Lineage: Eukaryota; Fungi; Basidiomycota; Agaricomycetes; Polyporales; Phanerochaetaceae
Exons: 4
Coding region: 46-459 (137 amino acids)
Source: RefSeq, a predicted model, not a curated record